AUGGAAUUUGAACGCGGACUUUUGCCAAAAGCGAAUUUCACAUCACCGACCAUGCCUAGACUAAACCUAUUAUACACGCGCGAUCCGUACCUAUUUUUUACGUCCAUUUUGACAAAAAGAAAUGUGUUGAUGAAGAUGUACGACAAAGAUGAAAAAGAAACCACUCUUGAUUUAUUACAUGAUCAAGGGAGGUCCAAGUAA
Messenger RNA from Sphenostylis stenocarpa, 201 nucleotides. Lineage: Eukaryota; Viridiplantae; Streptophyta; Magnoliopsida; Fabales; Fabaceae. The record is from the annotation of a GenBank genome assembly.